Molecule: messenger RNA, 282 nt
Organism: Lactuca virosa
Lineage: Eukaryota; Viridiplantae; Streptophyta; Magnoliopsida; Asterales; Asteraceae
Source: the annotation of a GenBank genome assembly
AUGAUCGUUAGGGCACACCAAUUCCGAGAGAUUGAACAUCUGUAUGUUGAACAUAGGCCUGUAUUUGUUCCAAUCAAUUUCCCCCACUUUUUGAUGAACUCACCAUCCAAAAGAGUUGAGAAACUUAUUCAUCUGUUUGUAACAGAACACCCAAUGGCAACAGUUGAUGAUGGAAUAGCAUACAUCAGGCAUAUGCUAAACAUGACCAUUCCAAGAGAAAAAAUGGAAGAUGCAAUGGACAUGGCGAAGGAGAAUGUGAUAGCAUGGAAAAACAUAGUGUAG